Molecule: messenger RNA, 1288 nt
Organism: Pseudogymnoascus verrucosus
Lineage: Eukaryota; Fungi; Ascomycota; Leotiomycetes; Thelebolales; Thelebolaceae
Gene: PPM1
Product: carboxy methyl transferase for protein phosphatase 2A
Exons: 2
Coding region: 149-1288 (379 amino acids)
Biological process (GO): C-terminal protein methylation
Molecular function (GO): protein C-terminal leucine carboxyl O-methyltransferase activity
Source: RefSeq, a predicted model, not a curated record
GUAGCUGUACACAGUAGCUGUAACAAGCUCCAUCAAGCUCCAGACGAGACCCCCAAUUCCUUCCAUCCGGAAUUGACCAACAUUACUUCCCCAUAACCCUCUAUUUCUUUGUAAUUAUUUGUUUUCACAAGAUACCCUCACAGCCAUCAUGGCUGCACCUGAAAUCCCCAAUCUCCUCUCCAUGCGCGGGAAUCGCUCGCGCGGCGGUGGACGCGGUAGAGGGGGGUCCUCCAGCGCAAGAGGCGCGGGGCCAGACAGGGACAAAAUGAUCCGCGAGACAGAUACUGACGCCAACGGUUCCAGACGUAGUGCAGUGGCCUGUGGCUAUUUGGAGGACCCUUAUGUGAGCGAAUUCGUCGCUGACUUAGGCACUGAUUCUCCUGCCCUGCGCAUGCCCAUCAUAAACAGAGGAACCUAUGUCCGCACCAUAGUACUCGACCGCCUCAUCGAAAACUUCAUCAACGCGCACCCCUCGCAAAACGUGCAAAUCAUCUCCCUCGGCGCCGGCACCGACACGCGCUACUUCCGCUACCUCGACCGGGGCCACAAAGACCAGAUCCUCUACCACGAGCUCGACUUCCCCAUCAUCUCCGCCAACAAACUCGCCUUCGUCAAUCGCUCAGACAAGCUCGCGCCGCCGGGGAGCGAGUUCAACGCCCUGCGCGCGGUGCCGGAUCAUGAGCCGGAGAAGAAGAUGUGGGGGUACUUCACGGAUGGUGAGAAGAAGGCUGGGUACCUCUUUCACCCGGUGGACCUGCGAAGUCUGCCAGCGGAGAUCGAUAAUAUACGCACCGACCUGCCGACGCUGCUUGUCUCGGAGUGCUGUCUAUGUUACCUCACGACAGAACAGGCAGACGCGGUGCUCAACUUCUUCACCUCCCGCAUCCCAACGAUAGGAACCGUGAUCUACGAGCCCACGAACCCCACCUCCGCCUUCGGGCGCGUCAUGACCUCCAACCUCGCCGCGCGCAACCUCGCCAUGCCCUCCAUCUCCACCUACGACUCUCUCGACGCCCAACUCGAGCGCCUGCGCGCAGCAGGGCUGGAUAUGUUCCAAGAAGGCGCGAGUAUCAGCUGGCUGUGGGAUAAUUGGAUUGAGGACGAGGAGAAGGUGAGGUUGGGACAGAUGCAGAUGUUUGAUGAGGAGGAGGAGUGGCGGUUGUUGGGGAGGCAUUAUUUGGUUGUUUGGGGGGCGAGGGAGCAGAGGGAGACGGAGGGGGCGUUUGGGGGAUGGGAUUUUUUGGAGGGGGAGGAGGAGAGGAGGAUUAGGGAGACGGGGGAGGAGUAG